Clupea harengus (Atlantic herring) is the source of this 4715-nucleotide messenger RNA. RefSeq lists its product as uncharacterized. Gene Ontology annotation, molecular function: nucleic acid binding; zinc ion binding. The record is from RefSeq and is a predicted model, not a curated record. Lineage: Eukaryota; Metazoa; Chordata; Actinopteri; Clupeiformes; Clupeidae. Gene Ontology annotation, cellular component: nucleus.
GGAGUGACAAGGGGGGUGGAAACACCCACAUAGAGUCUGAGAUAAUUUAUGCUGCCCCCGCCUCUUACAGCUGAGGGGUUGGGGAGGGGCAGCAGGGUCAGGACAGUAGGGGGCGAGAUGGCACUUGGGAGUUACAUGGAGGCGUACAGAAGAUAAAAAGUCUGACUAUAGGAUUACUUGAAUGAGUAGAUAGGCUGACAAGAUAAUGUAUGUGACCAAUGGAAAGAGAGACAGAUUCCAAGCGAACCCUUGGUAAAAAGAAGUUAACAGCACUACAUGAAGAACAAUUGGGGAUGAUGGCUUAAAUAAUUUAUUCAUUGUGGUUUUGGAAAAGUUGCUUUAAAAUAACUUUUCCUCUUUUUUGUCGCUAAUUGGUUCAUUUUUGGUCCUCGUUAUAGUGUAAACUACCGGGAUAGUUCUUUAUGUUUCCGUUGGGAUUGAGCACCAUGAAGACACAUAAGAAAUCCAGAGGCCAAGCUUUGGGUCAGGACGGCAACACCUACUGCAAGGCUGUGACCAAGACAGUAAACCAGCUCUCAGUGCAGUCGCACGCACACUCUCAGCUGGUGGGCUCUCCUCAGCUGGCCAGUGGCUUGUUGAACAACCCUCUUCUCCUCGCUCCUGCCAGAGCUGCUGUGCUCCAGCUGGCCCAGAUUGAGGCUCAACUCGCCCUCAACCAGCUCAGUGCCCUGAGUAUCAGCAACCAGCACAGCAGUAACCCGGUGGCCCUGUUUGGUCUGCUGCGGGCAGCAGCCACCUCGGCCAGCGCACUUGUCCCCAUGUAUAGGCCCCAGGGCGCUGACUUUUGUCGGCCUAGGCACCUGAUGCCGGUGGCUAUCAACCAGGAGAAUCCCUCCACCUCACAGGGCUACAAACAGUCAGCCUUUCCACCUGCCAUCCCUGAGGAGCUGGAGGUUCCCAAGUACCAGAGGGUGAAUACUUGCUUAAGACCAGAUGCCUUGGCUUCUCAGGGCCAUGGUAUGCACAUCCCAUCUAGAUCUACACGUGACCUAGAGAAGCCAGGUGGUGAAGACUGGUCCCAGUACAAGACCCCAUGCUCAUAUUUUGCCCCACAGCAUGCUGCAAAUCUGCCCCCGACUCCACAGUUAACUGACAUCCAUUCAUCAACAGUGAUGGCCCAUUCAGGGACCUCCUGGAACUCAUCAGGUCCAGCAGGGGAUGAGUCCAUUUCUGACUCUGUGGGCAAUGUACUGGCUAGCUUUGGCCUUUCUAGCGAGGACCUGGAGCUUCUCAGCCACUACCCCGACAGCCAGCUCACCCCAGAAACCCUGCCAUUUAUACUGCAGAGCAUUAGGAGCCACAAAGCCAGCAGGAAUGCUCCAGUGUCCCCUCCUGAAUACUCACAGCGCUCCAUGCCUCCUCACCUCGGCCCAAAAUCAAACCCAACCCCAACUGCUGCUGUUCAGCCACCCAGCUACCUGAGCAUAGUCACACAGGUCCCAGGAAAGGUCAUUGAAUAUGGCCAUGCCAGCCAGGAAAGCAUUAAGCGUGAGCCUUUGCCUCUCUCUCCCACCAAGCAUAAGGCGGAGCCAACAGUCAACAUAAAAGAGGUGAGGAAAUAUCUGGAAGACCACAGGAGGCCUAGCCCCUGUUUAAGGUCACAUGGCCGAACCUCUCACAGCCCACCUUCCGGGAAAGUUCCAACACCCACUAUUGUAAAGGACUACAUGGCGUUCCUGCCCAGAGUUUAUCCCCACAUGUGCUCGCUGUGUGGGGUGCAGUGUGAAGAUGCUAAGGACUGGCAAAGCCACAUCAAUACAGUGGUCCACACAGCAGGGUGCAAAGAUCUCAGGAAUCAGUACCCUGACUGGAAACCACCAGGCUCCAGUCAUUGGCCCAGCAGAGAUCACUCUCCCUCUCAGGACUGUCGGUCUGACUGUCACAGUGGUCACUCCGCCUCCCGGUCCUCCUGCUCCUCGCCAGGCCGCUCCCCGAGCCACCAUGGCCACAGCAGAGGCCCCAUGUCCAGGAGCCACCGCUGGAGAUCACCUCAGCGUCUCUCACCAUACAGACACUCCCUCUACCAUUCCCUGCCUUCUCACCAGCCACAACAUCCACCCCCUCACCAUGGCCGGCAUGGGUCACCCUAUUCAUCUGGCAGACAGAGCCACCCACACCACAGUUCCGGCCACAUUCCCACAGACGGAGUGUCCUCAAGGCAUGUCUCCCAUGACCGCCCCAGGCUCCCCUAUGAUGUGACCCACAAGCGUGCUGCAGGACACCCUCUGUCCUCCUCCCCCUGCUCUUCCUUGUCCUCUUCAUCCUCUAGAAACAGCAAGAGGCACCCGUCCUCCUCUCCUAGACGCGACAAAGCCAAAGUGUCUGAGAGGCGAGGGUCCUCCUCUUCCUCGCAGGGAAGGACGUCCCACGGCAGGUCGCCUGCUUCCACCUCCACCAAAACAGACCAGCCCCCCUCACCUUCGCCAAUGUGUCAUUCAUCUAAGUCUGACCCAAAGGCUGAGGCAGCAGAUCCCAAACCAGUCGUGGCAUCAGUGCAGGGCAAACAGACAGACACCAAGGACAAAGAAACUACAGAGAAAAUGAAGUGGACGACAGAUGAGAGGGGCAUUGUCCUGAUUUCUGGGCUUCCUGAAAGUGGAUACACUGAGAAUGACAUUGUGAAACUGGCCACCCCAUGUGGAGUUCCAACAGAGGUCAUCAUCGCUACUGCAGAGGGCAAGGCUGUGGUGGUUCUACCUGACGGGAGCUCGGCUCAGGAGCUGGUGAACGUGCCUGCCUCCAUCAGUGAUUGUCAGCUGAGUAUGGUGCAGCUGUCAGUGUCGGUGGACCUUAGCAGGCCGGUAACACUAUUCCAUGCGAUGAUGGGACCUGACAAACCUUGUGGAGCGUUAACGGCUUGGAACAGGCUGCUGGUUGUAAACAAUGUUCCAGUCACACCAAAUGGAGCCAGAGAGGUACAGCAGCUCAUCCAACGGUUUGGCAACAUCAAUCGAAGCUUGGUGCUCAACCACAACAAGAUAAUCUUUGAGAUGGAAACGGCUGCCAUUGCCCAGACCGUCUACAAGCGUUUCCAGAAGUAUUCGUGCAUUGUGCAAAACAAUCCCUUAUCCUUCUACAUGAAGCCAGAUGCCACCGGGGUCAAGAAAAAUCAGGAGGCUAAAAGUGAUCUAUUAACUUCCACUUCCGCCUCAUCUGAUACCAAUAUACCAGACAUGGCAGCUUUGCCAAAUACCUCCCCGGCUGCCACUGAGAGCCAGGAAGCUUCCGCCGGUGAAGCCACAGUGACUGAACAGGGAGCCUCCUCCGGUGAGGCCACAGUGACUGAACAGACAGACAACUCCACCAUGGGACCAGUAGCAGAGAAAUCGCCAGCUUUGCAUCCAGCAGGGAAGGAUGCCCCAACAUCUCAGGCUCUAGUUGUGAACGGCGAUGGUGAGACAGAGGCCAAAGGAAGUGGGGGGAAUGCGAUGGCACCUGGAACGACCCUUGACCUGCCGAAAUUCACCCCCACGCUCCUGCAAGCCCUGCUGCAAGAGUGCAAGUCACGGUCGGCUAUGAAGGCUGCCACAGAGCCAAAGGGAGGUGAUAAGGAAGUGCCCCCUGACAAACGUCCACCUGGUUCAUCUGAGAAACCUACACUUCGAGAAGGAGGCAUUACGCAGAACAAGGAUCAAGAUAUGGGAGACAACAUGGAGAAUGACCCUGUCUGUGAGAUGGAAGACUUUGUGACGGUAGAUGAGGUGGGGAACUUUGCAGAGGAGCCCGUCCAGCCACCCGAGGAGACUGCUGUGACUUCAGAUGGCCACUCCACCACCUCAAGCCUCCUCCCAGACAACACAGAAGCAGGCUCAGAGGACACCAGGGUGACCAGAGUGGAGAAGAAGAUGGAGAGCAGAACACGUGGAGCGGGAGUUGACGGGAACGUCACGGACGAAAAUGGAGACGAGGAUACACAGCAGAACAUGGAGUGUGAGAGCUGCACUGGUAGUGUUGACAUGCCUGGCCAGGGAGGCGGGAAGGAAAAGGAGGAGGUCAUCACCCUCGGUCCCAUCAGUGAGUGUGGUGAGGAGGUCAUCACCCUCGGUCCCAUCAAUUGUAGCGAUUCCUUGGAGGAGGUUGGUGGAGACAAGGACCUUCAGACAGCCACUUUUGUCCCAGCGGAUGUGGUGGGCAUAACGGAGGAAAAGGAGGGGGAGGCAGAUUCCAAGAACCAGGACGAGGCUAUAACCACUACACCCACAUCACACGUUACUGAGGGGCCCAAGCGCAGGAGAGAUCAGGAUGAGGAUGAGGAUGAGGUGGUGACAAAGAGGAUCUGUAAAGAGCCAACCUUUGCUAAAGACUACAGCUUGCCCCCUUUUGACCCCACUCAUCCUGUAGGUAUGGAGUUCCUGGAGCCAAGGACGGGGUUCUUCUGUCCGGUGUGUGCCAAGUUCUCCUGUGGAGACGAGGAAGCCAAGAAGAGUCACUGCAGCAGCCUGAAACACUAUGAGAAUCUAGAGCUCUCACUGCAGCACUGGAAAACGAAGCACAUCAAUGGGCCUAAUGGGACAGCAUUGUGAAACUUUCAGAAACGGGGUUCUGCUCAUUCCUCCACCCGUGGUCUUUUAUUUCACUGACGCCAAACUCUUGCUGUGAUGUACAUAUAGUAUUUUUGUUCCAUGCAACAGAGGAACUGUAAAGACAAAGAACAAAUAAAAAAAUAAAAAAUUGGUUUUUGGAAGUUUUACAAA